Molecule: messenger RNA, 2038 nt
Organism: Electrophorus electricus (electric eel)
Lineage: Eukaryota; Metazoa; Chordata; Actinopteri; Gymnotiformes; Gymnotidae
Gene: tsg101b
Product: tumor susceptibility 101b
Biological process (GO): endosome to lysosome transport; protein modification process; protein transport
Cellular component (GO): ESCRT I complex
Molecular function (GO): ubiquitin binding
Source: RefSeq, a predicted model, not a curated record
UGAUUUUGAGUGAGACCCGAGGCACAGAUUGGUUGUUUGUAUGGUUGGUUGGUUGGUUGGUUGGAUAUAUGUGUAGAGAUGUUAUAGUUAGAAUCAAGUUAACAGCACAACAGAAAAUAUUCAGCUUGGUUCGUCAGGUUCGGCCAAAAUAUCAAAAAACAUGGCUAUAAAUGAGAAUGCUCUGCGGAAAAUGUUGUCUAAGAUGGACUUUCUUGUUGCCCAGGGUUAUAAAUACAGGGACUUGACUGUGCGUGAAAUCACCAACGUGACUACUCAGUACAAAGAUCUCAGGCCUGUGAUGGACAACUAUGUGUUCAAUGAUGGCUCCACCAAGGAAUUGUUGAGUCUUACAGGAACUGUGCCAGUAACCUACCGAGGAAAUAUUUACAACAUUCCCAUAUGCCUGUGGCUGCUUGACUCCUAUCCAUACAACCCACCCAUCUGCUUUGUCAAGCCCACAAGUACUAUGAUGAUCAAAACAGGAAAACAUAUUGAUGCCAAUGGAAAAAUCUACUUGCCAUACUUGCAUGAAUGGAAGCAUCCUCAGUCCGACUUGUUUGGCCUGAUCCAGGUGAUGAUCGUGGUGUUUGGAGAAGAGCCACCAGUCUUCUCUCGGCCUACCACACAGACACAGUACCCAGCUUUUCAAACGGCUGGCCCACCAAAUUCUUCCUAUAUCCCAAACCCACCUGGCUCUCCAUUUACACAGAGCCAUUCUGCUAACCCAGGGGGCUUUCAGGGUUAUCCUUACCCUGCUGGAGGUUCUGGAUACCCCACCACAUCAGGUGCAACACAGUACCCUCCUACUACUCCUGGGGGUCCCAGUCGUGACGCCACCAUCGGAGAGGACACGAUCCGUGCAUCCCUGGUGUCCGCCGUGAGUGACAAGUUGCGCUGGAGGAUGAAGGAGGAGAUGGACCGAGCUCAGGCUGAGCUGGAUGCCCUGAAGAGGACAGAGGAGGACCUGAAAAGGGGGCACCAGAAACUGGAGGAGAUGGUCACCAAGCUGGAUCAAGAGAUAGCUGAUGUGGACAAAAACAUUGAGCUUCUGAAGCAAAAAGACGAGGAGCUGACAGCUGCUCUGGACAAGAUGGAGAACCACACAGAGAACAAUGACAUUGAUGACCUUAUCGUGCCCACAGCACCGCUCUACCGCCAGAUCCUGAGCCUCUACGCUGAGGAGAAUGCCAUAGAGGACACCAUCUUCUACCUGGGGGAGGCUCUGCGCCGAGACGUCAUAGACCUGGACGUCUUCCUCAAGCACGUGAGGCUCCUCUCCCGGAAGCAGUUCCAGUUGCGAGCUCUCAUGCAGAAAGCCAGAAAAACUGCAGGCCUUAGCGACCUCUGCUGAUCAGGUCUGGCAUGCCUCCCUGUGCACCCGCAGUUGCAAUGGGUACUGCAGCUUUCCCACAAAACAAGGACCACGUUUCCCACAGUAGUUAAACAGCUACUGAAGGCUAUCAGCAUGGUACUUCUAUAGCAUAAAUCACUUUCUGGAUUUUGGCAAGUGUCUGUAACCAAAAGAAUACUAGAACUUUGCAUAAUUUUACUUCACUUGAAGCUUAGGGGUGUGAAACUCCUGGAAUCAUUAAUCUUGAAUUAUGAUUCAACACUUAAGAUUGACUUUCUUUUUGCUAUGAAUAUAAAUAUGAAGUGACCUUUUCAUAUGGUUUUUAGUGUUUAUGACAAUCUCACUUGGUAACAGCACCUUUUUUCAUGGGAUAAUUGCAAAGAUGACAGCUACUGUUAUGGUUGCUAAGGAAAGGAUUUAAACUUUAGUGGACCUAACAUACAUGCAUCUUUACUGCGCCAUUCAUCCGAAACUUUGCAUGGCUGCAUGCUUAUUACAUCUAAAGGCCCUGAAGUGUUCUGGGUACCAGUUGAAGCACUUUGAUUCUUUUACAGAUGAAUCAAUCUACAAUAACUUCACCUAAACAGAUACAUGUACAUAUUAUGACAAUUUGUAUGCUGCUCAAAACACCCUGAAUCGUGUGCAUGGAAGAAUUUUUUUCUUUUUUUCCUUCUUUUUUUAUAUAUA